AGUUACAUGAAUCUAGAAGUGAACUGCUCAUUCGGGGACGUGUUCCGACUCCCCCUUACCGAACGCAGCGGAACAGUACGCAGUUGCGGGACAUGUGUAGAUCUGUUGCAGUGAGUGUAGCUUUAAAUACGAGUUCCCCAGUGUCAAACUAAUUAUAGAGGAAGCCAAUAAUCUCAGCUGCUCUUUUUCAAACACUUUCAGAACAGGGAGAGGGAGAGCGAGGGAGCAAGGAAGCAUGUCAGCAGCGAAGCAAGCGGACUCUUGAAAGUAACAGAAACUGGACCGCGAAGAAGUUCAGUCUUUGAUUUGGACCCGUCUUGCUUUUUUUCCACUGUGCGCUCAACCUGUCUCAAGUCAAGAAUGUGAGAAUCUUUCGGAGACAUCGUUGCGUAUCCGUGACUUUUUCAGUUACUGUACACACUUUUGUUUUAUUUAUUUUUUUUACAAAAACAGCGUCUCAACGUAAGACAACUUAAAAGGGGGGGGGGGAAUCACUACACAAUUACCUGGAUUUUCUGUGGAUUGAGAUGGUGCAAUGUCCCGAGGAAUAUUCUCACGUGUUGUUUUUUGGUGGAUUUUGGUGGCAGUGGCCCUGCUGACCGAAGUCUCUUCUUUAAGGACACCCAGCUGUCAUGAAGUGAAAACAGCCUUUCAGCUUCGCCACAUCGGCCCCUUGAAAUGGGUACCCGAAACCCCCGGAACAGUCAUGGACCUGCAGGUCUGCAAGAAUGGCGGGCCCACCUGCUGCACACGCAAGAUGGAGGAGAGCUACCAAGCAGCGGUGCGAAGAGAGGCCCUGCAGCACAUCCGCUCUUACAGCUUUGAGCUCAAGUACCUCAUCAUGGGCCAUGCCACAACCUUGCAAGACACUUUCCAGUCUCUGAUAUCCUUCACCAGGAACCACACCAGCUCUCUGUUCGACAGUGCCUAUAAGGCCCUGGCGCGAGAAGCCCGAGCCCACGUGACGGAGCUCUUCACCGACCUCGCGCACUACAUCCUGGGUGCCAACAGCACCGUGGAGUCUGCGGUGCAGCGUUUCUACGACAACCUCUUCCCCCUUGUCUACAACCGCCUGAUCAACCCGGGCAUAACGGAGCUGAGCCCCCAGCGCAGCGAGUGCUUGCGGAUGACCAGGCAGGACGUCAACCCCUUCGGGCCGCACCCUCACGCGCUGGCCCAGGACCUGGCGCGCUCCCUGAGGGCCGGGCACGCCUUCAGCCGGGCUCUGAGCAUGGGGGCCGAGGUCAUGAACAAGACGGAGAACAUGACGCUGACCCGGGAGUGCGGGCGGGCGCUGGUGCGCAUGCAGUACUGCUCCCACUGCCAGGGGCUCACCCUCAUCAAGCCCUGCGCGGGCUACUGCCUCAAUGUGAUGCGGGGCUGCCUUGCCAGUCUCUCCGAGUUAGAUCAGCCCUGGCGCAGCUACAUCGCCACCCUGGAGGACCUCACCAAUGCCAUGGCCGGCGCGCAUGACCUGGAGUUGUCAUUGCUGGGCAUUCGCAACCAGAUCAAUGAUGCCAUUCUCUACACACAACUCCACGGGCCGCGCCUCACCGCCAUUGUGGACAAGGUGUGUGGCUCUUCUGCUGAGGGAGGUGUGCGUCCUUCCCCAUUGGUGAUGACUUCUUCAGACACACCCGAGCCUCCAGCUGAGGGCCAGUAUGGCCAUAUGGCUCAUUUGAGUUCCCUACCUCUGAAACCUUCCAAGAACGAUAAACCUAGAAGUCUGAAAAAGAUAUCUAGGGAGUUUAUGAGCUACAUGCAGCGCUACAAGUCAUUCUUCGCAACAUUGCCUGAGAUCCUGUGCGAGGGAGAGAUGGUUCAAGAUGGCUUCACCUGCUGGAGUGGCGAAGAUGUGGUUGAGAGUUACACGGGUCGACUUGUUGGCAAUGGCAUUCUGGCCCAGAAGCAGAAUCCAGAGAUGAAGGUCAGAGGUCCCGAUCCCAUGCUCUCUGAGCUGAAGGAGAGGUUGGAGCACUUCAACCAGAAGCUGCACGGGAGGACCCCCCGCCCGCGGGUGUGGGCGGAGGCAGGCAGCGGGACGCAGGAAGGCAGCGCCGACUGUGACGAUGAGGAUGGCUGCCAGGGCUCGGGAGAAGGGAGCAGGGUAGAGAGCGGCGUCGUCCCCAGGAUAGGCAAGAAGGAGAAGAGUGAGCAGCCUGACAGAGAGACGUCCCGAGGGAGGGAGAAAGGAGAGGAGACCACCCAGCGCACUACCACUCUUCGUACACCCAAGUUAGCUGCCAAGGGAACCGCAUGCUCCCACGGUGCCAGCCCACUCCUGCUCGGUGUUCUCUUCCUUUCAGCCCUGGAAAGGCAACUGCACCUUCUUUAAGAAUGUCCCUCCAGUCUCCAACACCACAAAGCUGUAUAUACCAUGCCUUCAGAGCUCCAGACAGGAAGUGGGGGAGGAGUGAGGAAAUGGUGGAAGGGGUGGGGGAGUGGCCUCCUUUGGGUCUCUGUAGUCAAAAUGAGGUGUUCUAGCUCAAAGGCCAAGAUGAUUUAACCUGCUGCUUCUCAGGCUGCUCCGCACUUGCUUGACAAGAGGUGGCUUUUAGGCAGAAAAUAGCAUCCUUUUUUGUACACUUGAGCUGCUGUAAUUCCUUAUUCCAAAGGGCUUCCUGGUAGAACUGUCUUCCCCCUCCCCACAGGUGUGUAACUGGAGCUAAACUUCGCCAACAUACCAAGUUAGCACAAGGCUUUGUCCUUUGCACUGGCUGCCAGAAUGGCAGAGAAUUGGUUUAUUUUAUUUUUAGCGUGUUUCAGAUUUCUAUGAUCCCUACUGUACACGUACAGUGUGUGUAAAAAAUGAUAACACAAAAUUAGCUUUGAAAAUUGGGAUUCUGCUAUCGCCUUUGUUUCCAUUACACUUGUGGAAUCAGUCAUCUGUCAGUAACCCAUUUAAACACCACUUCUUCAUUCUGGUCUACUCUUAAUUUAGCUGUUUUUUGCGAAUGUUGGAAAAGUGAGGCCAUGCAGAAAUGUUAUCCAAUUUAAUCUUUAUAUUUGUCGAGUUUUGUGACUUAUUUUUGUUUGAGAAUUGCUCUUUAGUAAAGCCAUACCUGCUCAUUAUAUUUUAAUAUGUAGCAACCAGUUUACAACCUGUUGCUCCCUAUUUUAUGCCUCAAUACCACAAUCUGCUUUGAAAAUUGGGAUUGUGGUAGUCAGAGAGCAUUUCAGUGUUACAGAGCACUCUUCCAUUGUCACCUGAACACCGUGGCCUGUGCAGGACCCCGAUGUUUUUACACCUUCAUAGCUUUUUUUAUGAUGCAGCUGUAAACAGUCUGACGGGACACAUUUUUGGUGCUUGAGAAGAGCCCUGUCUUCAGUCCAGUAUCUUGGUACCACUUUGCACAGAGCUGAAACAGGUUUUAGUUACUUCCUGUCUACAGUAAGGCCCCUUUUUCCUCACUGAGCAAUGUCAUUAAAAAAGCUGUUUUAGGGAUGUUAAAACCACGCUAGAUCUAUCUGCUUUCUGGUCGUCCGCAAAUGAUACUUCCCUUCUUUUGAGCAACUGAGAGCUCUGUUUUUCCUGGUGUAAACUUUGCAGUCAACUAACACUGAUAAAACCAUUUCCAGAUGCAAUGUGAUCAGCAGCAGUGGGUUGAUUUUCCUCUUUUGUGCUGUUGCAGCGAUGCUAAUGCUUUAUCUCUGAACUUGAUACACAUUAUUGCAAAUAUAGUAUGACCGAGAUCAUACAGUUACAGAAGGUAUGCUAGUGGAUUCCUUGUUAAUUGGUGUUCCACUUUGGCACUCUCAAUUUUAUAUAUACAGCUAGGUAGCACAAUUUCAUUUAUUGAAAUUAAUAGAACUAAUUUUAAUAUUAUAUCAUUGCCAGCACUCAAAGGAUGUUCUUAUUGUUUAAGACUGGUGUCACCAGUUUUGCUAACCCACUGAUAUUAUCUUUAGCACAGUGGACUAAUGAAAAGGGAAGGCUAAUAGUGUUAUUUUUAAUGUCCUGAAAUUAAAACAGAUAAACCUUUUGUUGAAUCACUGCCCAUUAUAAACUGUAUUGAGCAGGUCUAACUGGACUACUGGUAAUCUCCUAAACAGCUUUCAGGAGGUAUUACCCAAUUGUGGCCAAACCAUUGGUUUGAACGUAAUGUCUUUUUGCUAUGCAAAUCUUUCUACAUUUUGCUCUAUUUAAAAAAAGGAUGGCAGAUGCAUUUCUGCAACAUAAUUUUGAAAUAUGAAACAAUUGUCUGUAGUCUGCAAAAGGUCACGGAUUGCCACUGGUUCUAGAAAACAAUAAAAUCCGCCUGUCUCACCUUUUGACUUAUUUUUCUGUACUUUAGCACAUACUGUAGGUAACAGCUUCAGAAAUGUAGUCUCCUAUGCUAAGAUGUUGUUUGUGUAGAAUGAAUUCAGAAAUAUUUGUUACAGUGAAUUGCCUGCCGCAUAUCCAUCUGAUAUAAAAGUCUUGCAGCACUGUUCUGCAGGCUGCAUUGCUGACCUUACAUUUUAAAGAAUGGAGUUUGGGUGAAUGCUUUUAAAGGUAGACUUAAGAUCCACCUUUCUUACCGGCUUUCAGUUAAGGUAGGAUAAAGGAAAGUUCUUGACAAAGCUUUUCCAAAGUACUGUGACUUCAAAAACUUUAUGUAUAGUGGGCAUGCAAAUCGCUCUGUAUGUUAUUAAAGCAAUAAAUGGGUAAACCUAAAAUGAUUUUGCUUGCACAAGCAAGUUUCUCUGUAAAUGUGCUUGAGAUAUUCCUCACUAAAUCCUUUACCAUGCACCUUUCUGUGCUUUUUUUAACUACAGUAUGUGUUAUCAUAGUUUUCAUCUGAAAACGUUUUGUAUUUUGUAUUGUGAUAUCUGGAUGGGAUGCACUUGCUUGUUCUUUAUCUUACAACUGCUGUGCUUAACCAUGCAUUUUCCCACUAUAUGAUGUUAUAUUCUUCUCUUUGUGGUUUUCCUUCUUAUGCAUCUAGUAUCAGUAGUUUUACGAAUAUUUUUCUGCGAUCACAUUUGGCAUUUCCCAAAUCCUAUUCCAGUAAAACACUGAGUUUUGAAGUGGGGAAGUACUAUAUAUAAAUAUUAAAUAUGUUUUACAGUAGAACACCAUUCCAGGGGAUUUUGGGAGCAUUUCAGAUUUCCUACCUCACGCCUUUUGAUUUCAGUCCCUUUUAGAAACCUGUUUAUUGUUGAUGGACUUCAAAUGACACAUAACAGUGGGAAGAAAUAAAUUAGAAAUGCACAGUCCACACAAUUACUGUUGCACAACAUCAGAAAUAUAUCCAAAAACUACAUAUAUAUAGACAGGACAUAUUUAACAUGUUGCUCUGUCAUUACUACUGCACAGUUUGGGUGUUAUCCUUUUUUCUAACCUAUCUGCCACAAAGUGUCCAUAAAAAUCCAAGUAAAAAACUCCAAUCAGUCAAAUCACAUAUCAAAAUAUGUAAAAACAAAUAUCAGAUUGUUUUAAUGCCCAUUUUUAUUUAUUCCCUCCACAAAUAAGGAAAAUGAUAAAAAGAGAGAAAAAAAUAAUUGACCUUUGCUUCAGGUACUUUGCAAAAAUCUCUCCUGUUCUUGGCAGUUAUAUACAGUACAAAUCUGUUAUUUGUCAAAAGUGAAAUGAUUCUACCUUUGUGGCACGCAGACCUGCUCCUUUAGCUUAUAUAGUAAUUAUUACUCAUAUAAGGAUAACAUGAGUGCAUUGUUAUGUUUCAGCAAAAAGUCUUCGCAAAGCAAAGCAACAAGUAUCAUCUUAAAAAUGCCAUUGCCUUUCAGAUACAGUAUAUUUUGCUUUUUUUCUCUAUGUAUGUUUUGUAUUUUAGUUGUAAUUCAUCUUGUUUCACAAUGAGUUAUCUUAAAACCUGAUUUCGUUUUCUGUUUGCUUUGUGCACUUGUCUGUAACACAGUGCCUAUUCUUUUUAAAGCAUGCUAGAGACUGAGUGUAAGCUAAGUCAAAUAUCACUGCUCGUACGAGGUUAUGCAACAUUUCUGCUUAACAUUUAUUCAGACCCCUUUCAAAACUAAAAAAAAAUUUUUUUUUGAAAAUAACAUUCUGUGUACUUAAAAGGUUCAUUUAUAAAACCCUUUCUGGUGAGGUAUAGGUCCAUUUCAUAUAUUACAUGAUGACUAUUUUGUGUGUUUUGCUUUCAAUGUGCUAUUUUGCAGUACAGUGUAGUAUAAUUUGUUCAGUCUUUGUAGCUAAUAUAGUACGGUGGAUUUAUUUUUAGAAGAUGUAUGUAAAUACAUAUAUUUAUAUAUACAGUAUAGGAUGACAAGGGUUUGACCUGUGGCUAGUGUAGGAACAGGGACAUUUAUGGUUUAUCUUGUGUUUUUGCUGGACUAUGCAGAUGGGCCGACUUGUAGAAACAAUUUCUUCUGGCAAGCUUUCUUGGCAGGUUUGUACUCAAUGUUGAGAAAAUCACAAAUGUUUUUUGAUUCUUUUCAUAUACAUCCUAAACACACAUUGAACGUGCAACUUAUAUAGCAUGUGUAUAAAUGUAUAUAUUUUAAGUUACUCACCAUUUAAAAAAAAACACUAAAUGAGGAAUGUCUCCUGGUAAGGCUUUUUACAAGUGCCCUCUGAUUUUUCUUAACUUUUUCCGUGCCUCUGUCAGGAAACCAGGGAGGUUUUUUAGAAAAUCUUUGUGAGAAGGUGGAUUUAUACGCUCUUCCACUUUCCUCAGUAUCACUGUGUUGUUAAUGCAAAUAAGAAAUGGGUCUGAAGAAUAGAAUAGCAGUUUCUGAAGAAUAUUUCAGUCAGGCUAAAAGGACGAUUACGAAUUUCCAAAUAUAGCAACUACUGUACAGUACCAUAGUGCUCCCUGUGUGUUUGAAUUGUGUGUAACAGACUAAUCUGCUUACAUUACAACACACAAGGGAAAGACAAGAAUUGGAAACUUUAAAAAUUAUCACAUCACAAUGUCAAAAUAUUCAUAUACUGUAUGCAUAUGAGGGUUACAUUUAUGUGCUUGUUAGAAGCCGUUUUUCCUUUGGAUGUGAAAAUCCCCUGACCUACAGCUCACUGGGCUGUUCAAAUGUAUUUUAAAAUGUAUUUAAAAACAUCCAUCCAUUAUCAGAAGAAUCUCUUAAUCUUGAUAAGGUUCACAGCAACACUGAGCCUACCACAGCAGCAAAUGAGCUGGACAUAGAAUGAUUUCAUAUUGACAGCACUAUAGUUUUGCAGUUAUUUUAUAUUAAAAUGUUAUUUUCACAAUGCAUCAUCAGUCUGUAUCCAUUUGUUUUAAUUUUAUUUUGAGAAAUGUUCCAUUUAGGUAUGUUUCUGAAAGCAUUGCGAUAGAAUCCAUACACAUGUUCAGUGAGUCGAAAGAUAUUCUGUUUUUUAACAAAGCCAGAUUUGAACUGGUCAUUAACUCUGUAUAGAAGUUAAAGUGUGGUCCAGUGGAACUGAAAUAUAGCUGUGAACUGUCCUUGUAUUAUUAUUGUAUUAUCACAAUAUGAGUCAGAACUGAGAUGAAUUAAUCUUUAUCUGACCAAAGUGAAGACCUCUGUACACAAUUGAAUAAAUCUUGGUUGUUGCAUGAAACUGGAGGCUUUCAUAAGCAAUCAAUUACAUAAACGUUUUGACAGCAUCUUGGAUGGUAGGAUGCAUAAUACUUUUCUUCUUUGUGUUUGUGGACUGCCUCUACCUUCACAUUCACAGUGAGCUGAAAGUUCAGGGGACCUUUUAAAGAGCCUUACCUGUUGAAUUGUUUGAAAUGUGAAAGGGUUUGAAUUAUUUUGGUCUGAAAUGAAUGGAAGUAGCUUUUACUUCUAGGUUUUAAUUGGCAUUUCAAUAAAAGUCUUCAAAGGGUCUGA
Lepisosteus oculatus (spotted gar) is the source of this 7767-nucleotide messenger RNA. RefSeq names its product glypican-5-like. Gene Ontology annotation, biological process: regulation of protein localization to membrane; positive regulation of canonical Wnt signaling pathway; cell migration. NCBI's taxonomy places the organism in Eukaryota, Metazoa, Chordata, Actinopteri, Semionotiformes, Lepisosteidae. Gene Ontology annotation, cellular component: plasma membrane; extracellular region; cell surface. The record is from RefSeq and is a predicted model, not a curated record.